AAAAAUACUCCUACACUCAUUCAAAACAAGUUCACACUGUAAUUAAAAUCCAUAUAACAUAGCUUUGAUUAAGUAAUAAAAAAUUUAGUUAUUAUUGCAAUGAAGUGAUCAAUAUAUGUAACAUCUUAAAGUGUUUAUUCCCGACUACAUAUUAACUAGUGUCUACCAGCUUUAAUAAUAAAUAUACCAACGUAACAGUACAAUCACGAAGAUACCACAUCUCUUUUGAUCAAUAUUCUUCCUUACCAUUUUUUUCGUAUUUUUGCUGUAUAUGUUUUAUUUUUGAGUAGUGUAAUUGGUGUUUUUACUGUAAUAAUUAUGUUUGUUUACACUUCCCUGUUGUUCUUCGUGUUAUUUUGUCUGAGAGGGCUCAGGUACAAUGCUGAUUCUGUCGUAGACGGCACUGAACUCCUUAUGUCUUUUUUGGUUCAUCGACAUGGUGAGAGAACUCCGGUACAAUCAUCUCUGACACUCAGCAAUCAUGUCGAUGAGCUUAGAAAGGCCUCCGCCAAAUAUGGAUUUGGACAGCUAACUAACCUUGGCAAACGCCGUUCCUACCAGCUGGGCCAGUUCAUCAGACGUCGCUACGACAAGCUCCUGUCCCCGACCUUCAACAGAUCAGAGAUCUACGUCCGCUCCACUGACUUCAUCAGGGCCAAGAUGACAGUACUGACUGCGCUGGCUGCUGUGUACCCUGCUACUGCAGACAACUGGAGCACUGACAUCAACUGGACACCAGUUCCUUACACCACCGUGCCUGCUAAAUAUGACUUUAACCUGGCAAUAAUAAACUGCCCGAAGUUCAAAGAGUCCUUCUUUAGAUCUAAGAUAACAUCAACAGUUCCCGAGUUGGACCUUUACGCAGACACAUUGGCACAUUGGUCCCAUAUAGUGGGCAACAACAUCUCAUCGCAACCCCUGAUUAUACCAUACGCUCUAUACGACCUGUAUGCUUGUCAGAUUAGUUUGGGAGUUCCCUUAGAAGACGAAAUCGCAGAAAUUUACCCUGAGAUAGAACAGAUAGCCGCCAUAGCUAUUAAAGCUAUGUUCUACACGGAUUCAAUGAGAGCGCUGUCUGCUGGUGUACUCCUGAACGAGUUCUUCACAGUGGCUGACAAAGUUAUUGCUGGAGUGGACGUGCAGAAAGUCCACAUAUACUCCGCUCAUGAUGUGAACGUGUUUGCCUUGGAGGCGGCUACUAAGGUGGCCAACCCUCAAGGGGUACCCAAAUACGCGUCAGCAUACGCUUUGGAGUUGAGGAAAGUGGUGGAUACUGGAGAAUAUGUGGUCGUGCCGGUAUACCUGAACACGCCUAAAGAAGAAGUGAUCACCUACCUGGAGAUCGAAGAUUGCGGCCAGCUCUGUGCCUACGACAGCUUCCGAAGCACCACUUCUAGAUACAAUUUGAAGGAGAGUGAAUGGAGAGCUGAAUGUGGCUUCUCCGAUGACUUGGAUGUUGAUUCUUUUGCAAUUGACUAAAGUACAGUCUCCACUAGGCAACAAUAAGGAUGAUAUAUUUUUUUAAUGUCCGUCUUAUAAUUUAGAACAUUAGAUACGUAUUUUCCUAAUUAAGAACUUUCGACGAUACCUUGAUUGGUUUGAAAUAUUGUGUGACGUCACGAUUUUAUAUUGAGCAGUGACAUAAUAAAUCCGACACUAAACUGAAAUAAAUGUAAGUAUUUCUCUACAUGAAGAAAUAAAAAUGUAUCUAACCGCCGUAUUCAGAGUCACUUAAUGACUACUUAACCCAGUCCUUAGCAAUUGUUUUCCGAACAAAAUUGUCACUAACUACCACACUCAGAGACAUUUAAUGAUUACUUAAACUAUUCCUUAGUAACAAUUUUGUAUCGAAAACAAUUGCUUAGGAUUAGUUUAAGUAACCAUUAAAUGACUGAGUACGACGGUAAAGAAUAGUUAAGGUCAUCAUUACAUGUCUUUGAGUAUGGCAGUAAUAUGUUCUUCUUUAUUUAACUGACGGACUAAAUAGGUUUUUAAUUUACAUAUCUAACUACAUAAUUGACGGGCAACACGUGACAUUCAACAUGUUCAGGAAUGUUGCAUAGCAUCGCGCGACGUUGCCUUCGAGCGCGCAACAUAACGCAGCAUGUUGCUUGUUGCGGUACAACAUUUGUAUAAGCAUCAUCGGAGGCCCAAUACCCCCUUCCCAAUCUUCUCAAUCCCAAAUUCUCCAACAAUCCUUAAAUUCCUAACCCCCAAAAGGCCGGCUACGCACUUGUAACGCCUCUGGUGUUUCAAGUGUCUAUGGGCGGCGGCGAUUGCUUACCAUCAGGUGAUACGUCUGCUCGUUUACGGCAUGUUCCAUAAAAAAAAUGUUGCCUAGUGGACGCAGGACUUUUAUUUUAAUGAAAUGAUUUAAUGAAUUCUGUAAUGAGACUGAAAUAAAAUUGACGAUAUUUUAA
Messenger RNA from Spodoptera frugiperda (fall armyworm), 2420 nucleotides. RefSeq names its product prostatic acid phosphatase-like. The coding region runs from base 319 to 1479 and encodes 386 amino acids. The record is from RefSeq and is a predicted model, not a curated record. Gene Ontology annotation, molecular function: phosphatase activity. The transcript is spliced from 7 exons. Lineage: Eukaryota; Metazoa; Arthropoda; Insecta; Lepidoptera; Noctuidae. Gene Ontology annotation, biological process: dephosphorylation.